CCUUUCUAGCAGUUCACCACUCAGACAAUGUUCAGAACAACAAUGGCCACUCUCUCUCACCUCUCCACCGCUCUCUCUCUCCAAAACCCUAACACCCUCAAACUCUUCCUCCCUCUCUCUCUUCUUCCCAAUCCCCUCCGCUUUCGACCCUCCAAUUCCAGACUCUUCGAGGCCAGACGUCUCUCUCUCCCCCCCGCGGUGCUCGACACCUCAAGCACUCCGACCUCCAUUGAUGACCUCGACCCUCGCUAUCUAUCCUGUUCGAUGCCCGACAAGCGGCUCAAGGUCGCCGUUCUUCUCAGCGGCGGCGUCGAUAGCAGCGUCGCGCUCCGCCUUCUCCGUGCCGCUGGGCAUUCCUGCACCGCUUUCUAUCUCAAAAUCUGGUUCCAGGAAGACUUUGAAAACUUUUGGUCUGAAUGCCCAUGGGAAGAGGAUUUGAAGUAUGCAAAAGCUGUCUGCAAUCAGGUGGAUGUACCAUUGGAAGUUGUGCAUUUGACAGAUGAAUACUGGAACAAUGUGGUUUCCUACAUUGUUGAGGAGUAUCGGUGUGGCCGUACUCCUAACCCAGAUGUUCUUUGCAAUACGAGGAUUAAGUUCGGUGCAUUCAUGGAUGCUAUUAGUGGGAUGGCAUUUGACUAUGUUGCUUCUGGACAUUAUGCAAAUAUUAUUCACUCGCCUACAGACCAAAUGAAUAAGCCUUCAGUUUUGGAACUUUCAAAUGACAUGGUCAAGGAUCAAACAUACUUCCUUUCACAUCUCUCACAAUCUCAACUUAAACGACUGAUUUUCCCUCUUGGAUGUAUUCCAAAGGAUGAAGUCCGUAAACUUGCAGAAAAACUUGAUUUGCCCAACAAAGACAGAAAGGAUUCUCAGGGAAUAUGCUUCCUUGGAAAGAUCAAGUUCAGUGAAUUUGUUGCGAGACACAUUGGGGAGAUGGAAGGUGUCAUGUUGGAAGCGGAGACAGGAGAUUUCCUUGGAAAACACCGUGGCUUUUGGUUCUAUACAAUUGGCCAACGCCAAGGAUUACGACUACCUGGCGGGCCCUGGUAUGUUGUUGAGAAGGAUGUUAAAAACAACGUAGUCUUCAUAUCAAGAAAUUACUUCUCAUUGGACAAAAGGAGGCGCUUGUUUCGUGUUGGAUCCUUGAAAUGGCUUGGUGACUCAAUUCCUAUCCAGAUGAGUCAACUACGGUGCAAGGUUCGACACGGCCCAGGUUUUUACAAUUGCAGCUUGGCAAUGGAAUUUGGCGAAGACGGGAAGGAAGUUGCAGUAGUCCAGAUAUCUGAGGAUGAUCAAGGCCUGGCAGCUGGGCAAUUUGCAGCCUUCUAUGAGGAAAGAACUUGUCUGGGCUCCGGUGUGAUCCUCGAGUCCUGGGAUAAUCAGGGUUUUCCUGUUUGUGCAAAGGCUCUUGAGGUAGCCGCAAUGGGGGAUAAAUCAAAACUGGGGAAACCAGUUAAAAUAAAGGCGAAACAAGAGGAGGCUUGUGAUAGGGAAUCUGAGCAGAAAGAUUGUGUUGAGCUUGAGGUAAAACUGAGUGGCGUUUUUGAUCAUUGACCAAUCGAAAUCAGAGCCUCAAUGUGAAUCAAUUUCCAGAAUUCCACUCAAUUGGUUUCAACGGUGGAGAAAAAUGUGGUCGGAGGUGUUCUAGAAAAAUGUGGAGUUCAAGGUAAGGUUGUGCUUGCCGCGUUUGGUUCCUGUACUUGUGGAGAGUUGUAUGCUUGUAUAUGAUGACAAAACGAAGUUGCAACAGAAGUGGUAAGAAGAAGAUGAAACGAAUCUGCUAAAUUUCUUCUUUUGGUUGCUUAUCAUAACCGACUUGGAGCGACCGACGAAGGGGAAAAAGUUUGCCGGAAGCUCAGAGUUCGAGAAACUGUUCUGGAAUUUGUUUAGGAUCCUUUUUUUAAGAACGAUGGUUGGUUUUGCCCAACUUCCUGAUUUUAUUUUAUUUUAUAACUACACUCAUAUUUCUCUACAGGGUUGGUUUGUAUAGUUUGUUGAGGUUGAUUUUCCUGUGCGUAUCAUGCAAAUGGUUUAUACAAAAUUUUUGCUUAGAUU
This is a messenger RNA of Rhododendron vialii, 2055 nucleotides long. RefSeq lists its product as uncharacterized. Gene Ontology annotation, biological process: tRNA processing. The transcript is spliced from 10 exons. The record is from RefSeq and is a predicted model, not a curated record. Bases 28 to 1554 code for a protein of 508 amino acids. NCBI's taxonomy places the organism in Eukaryota, Viridiplantae, Streptophyta, Magnoliopsida, Ericales, Ericaceae. Gene Ontology annotation, molecular function: sulfurtransferase activity.